Molecule: messenger RNA, 1471 nt
Organism: Xiphias gladius (swordfish)
Lineage: Eukaryota; Metazoa; Chordata; Actinopteri; Istiophoriformes; Xiphiidae
Gene: amn
Product: amnion associated transmembrane protein
Exons: 1
Coding region: 23-1453 (476 amino acids)
Biological process (GO): intracellular protein localization; receptor-mediated endocytosis
Cellular component (GO): endocytic vesicle; apical plasma membrane
Source: RefSeq, a predicted model, not a curated record
AUGUAUUCUCAGUCCGUCACAAAUGAUCAGGAUGCUGAAAACACCAGACGUGGUCCUUCUUUUCUGUCUUGUCGGGGCAGCGAACGCCCUGUACAAACAGUGGAUUCCUGACACCAACUAUGAGAAUAAGACCAACUGGGACAAAGGAGCUGUUCCAUGUGGCAAUGACAUAGUUCAGUUUUCAGCACGAAGACAAGUGUCUGUGUUUGUGGAGACCACACACGCUGUGCGGGAAAUGAGGUUGCCAGUUGAUGGCGAGUUCAUCCUGAAUUCAGGAGCUGGAUUUUAUGUUUUGGCAGGACAAGAGCCAGGCUGCGGACAAGGUGUCACUACCCAGUUUAAAGACUCAGAGGCUCUGCAGUGGUUUAACCCAGCACUGUGGCAGGUGGCUGCAACUAUGGAUGACCUGCAGCAUGGAAACUUCCUGUUCUCAGUCCACGAGGAGAGUGUCCCUUGCAAGUAUGAUGAUGUGGUUUUUAAAGCUCUCUCCUCCUUCAGAGUGGACACCAGCUCCAGUCAGUCUAGCAUUCCCGUAAAGUCUGUCUCUGUGCAAGGGAAGAUGUUUGAUAGCAGUUCUGAGUUUUCACAGUAUCUCAGCUCACACUCAGGUCGGCUACAGUUUCACGGAUCCUCUGCCGUCACUGUUGGGAACUCAGGCUGCAGCGACCCUUCUGGCUGUGAGUGUGGGAACUAUGUAAACCAUCAGCGGAUCUGUAGCAGUGUAACAUGUGCCUCUUUGAACUGUAAGAAGCCUCUCCUCCCUGUAGGACACUGCUGUGAGGUGUGUGGUGCCAUCGUCACCAUUCAUUAUGCCACUGGUUUCAACCUGCGGACUUAUAGACAACGGAUCCAUCACCUUUUUCUUGUCCUGCCAAAAUACAAAUCCAUCCAGGCGGGCAUGUCCAAAGUCUUCAAGUCACAACGUUUGAUGGGGAUCAUCCCUUUUGGUUCAUCACCUGAGAUCCAGGUGGCUAUUCUGGAUGGAGAGAAGGGAACAAAGUCGGAAGCUCUGGCCCGGGAUAUAGUGAAGGAUGCCCGUUCUCAUGGCUCUAACCUUGGAAUCACUGGGGCUGAAUUUCAAGCCUCUUCUGGCAGCAGCAGCGAUCAGUCUGGAGGCAGUGCAGGGAUGGUGGUUGGAGUUGUGUUUGGAGUUUUAAUUAUGAUUACAUUCAUUAUCAUUGUGGUUUUCCUGAUUCGUAAGGGCAUUGUUCAAAUGCCAUCAAUGCCUUUGAUGCCAUCUCUGAGCAGCCUGAAGAGAAACAGUGGUAUUGGAGAACUUGGUGGGCCUGUGGACCAUGGGUUUGAUAACCCCAUGUUUGACAAGCCCGACAUGCUGCCUGAUAUUCUUGGUCGGCAUGGGACCGACACUACUAAUUCAAUCUCCAUGACUCAGACAGGGGUGUACUUUGUAAAUCCAGUUUUUGAUGAGAAUGAAACUGAUUUUAAUGCCUAAAGUGGACUGCAAUGAACU